Molecule: messenger RNA, 3376 nt
Organism: Plectropomus leopardus (leopard coralgrouper)
Lineage: Eukaryota; Metazoa; Chordata; Actinopteri; Perciformes; Serranidae
Gene: slc16a10
Product: solute carrier family 16 member 10
Biological process (GO): transmembrane transport
Cellular component (GO): basolateral plasma membrane
Molecular function (GO): transmembrane transporter activity
Source: RefSeq, a predicted model, not a curated record
UUUUUAUCACCAGUUGUGCAAAACAUCCGCACUAAAGCAAAAUACUGUCUGAAAUUACAUACUCAUCGUCACGGUGGAAAAACGGCCACCAAUCAGCUGCAGGAUUCCCCGGAGCCCCGCCCCCCUCGCAUUGUCUAUUUAUAACACUGCAACAGCCGCUGUUUGACAGCUACUGGAGCAGAUGCUGCGGAGAGUCUCUGACCACAGUUUCACCUCAGUGGAUGCGACUUUAUCUUAACUGGAAAGACAUAGCUCAAAAAUACCCAUAGUUUGACUUGACAUUUUUCUUAUCUCCGUCCUUGUAGGCGUCACAUACCUUUACAUUAAAAAAAAAAAAAAAACUGCUGUCGUGUCCUUGCAGUUAAAUUUAAAUUUGACAUAACCACAAUGACAGAAGGGUCCAACAUGGCAGAAGGUGAUGCGGCGGGUUCGGAUGUGGUGCCCGUGCCCGAAGAGGUGAAGGGGAUGGAGGAGGAGAAGAAGGAGAAGAACGGGGACAGCAGGGUGACCGUACCGGAGCAGACCGCGGAGGAGGUAGAGUUCGUGCACCCGGAGGGGGGCUGGGGCUGGAUGGUCAUGCUGGCCGCCAUGUGGUGUAACGGGUCGGUGUUCGGGAUCCAGAACGCCUUCGGUAUCCUCUUCCUGUCCCUGCUCCGAGAGUUUGGCUCCGAGCACGACGAUGACCUGCGCUUCAGGACAGCAUGGGUGGGCUCCCUCUCCAUGGGGAUGAUCUUCUUCUGCUCUCCCAUCGUCAGUGUCUUCACCGACAUCCUCGGCUGCAGAGUUACCGCAGUGGGCGGCGCUGCUGUCGGCCUUGUCGGCCUUUUGGCCAGCUCCUUUGUCACGUCUCUGGGUCCCAUGUACUUCACCUAUGGCAUUGUGUUCGCCUGCGGCUGCUCUUUUGCCUACCAGCCCAGCCUGGUUAUCCUGGGCCACUACUUCAAGAAACGUCUCGGUCUGGUGAACGGGAUUGUGACGGCCGGCAGCAGCAUCUUCACCAUCACCUUGCCAUUCGUGUUGUCGGGCCUGCUGGAAAGAGUGGGCCUUCAGAACACCAUGCGCGUCCUGUGCAUCCUUAUGUUCGUGUUGAUGCUGGCUGGCUUCACCUACAAACCCUUGCUGCCAGUCAAGCCGAGAAGCACCCGCACAGGCAACUGCCCGCCCAUGAGCGAGAUCUUUAACAUCAAUAUCUGGAGGUCUUUGGGAUAUCGCAUUUGGGCCUUCGGUAUCCCUGCAGCCCUCUACGGCUACUUUGUGCCUUAUGUUCACCUGAUGAAGCAUGUGGAGGAGCGUUUUGGACAAGACGCCAAUAAAGAAGUUCUGCUCAUGUGUAUCGGCAUCACGUCCGGUGUCGGCCGUCUCAUCUUCGGCAGGGUCGCAGACUAUAUUAACGGAGUCAACAAAGUCUACCUGCAGGUGGCUUCCUUCCUGGUCAUCGGCCUUAUGUCCAUGAUGAUCCCUCUGUGCAACAUCUUCGGUGGGCUGAUCGCAGUGUGCCUGCUGAUGGGACUGUUUGACGGCUGCUUCAUUUGCAUCAUGGCCCCUAUCGCCUUUGAGCUGGUCGGAGACAAAGACGUGUCCCAGGCCAUCGGCUUCCUGCUUGGCCUGAUGUCCGUGCCCAUGACUGUGGGGCCACCCAUCGCAGGUUUCCUGAGGGACAGACUGGGAAGCUACGACGUGGCCUUCUACUUGGCAGGCAUCCCCCCGAUCUUCGGAGGAGCCGUGCUGUGUCUGAUACCCUGGGUGGAGGCCAGGCGCAAGAGGAGGGAGAAGGAGGCGGCCCUGAACAAGGAGCAGGACGUCACCCAGAAGAUGAUCGAGCAUGAGAAAACUCAGGAAGAUGCACGAAGCAAAACAGGAGAGUCCGUCCUCUAAGUGCCCCGCUGAAACAGACUGAAAGAGAGGCACACGGGUCGGACUGAGAUACAGUAUCUGUGUUUUUAGCCAAGAUUGUAAUGACUGCCUUCAGUUGGAGAAAAUGCCAAAGUGAUGAAACAUAUCAGAUAGAGUCAUAGGUUGAAGUUUAACAUGAAUGUGAUCCCGAGGAACUAUGCAUUAGAUAGGUAGUAUAAUAUUACAACAUGGAAAACUUGAGGUUAUAAGUGAAAUUUAAGAAAACGGCAUAUUUAAUAUUUUUUCACAAGGGAAAGAAUACCUGUUAUGCAAUCAGUUGGAAAGCUGCUGACACAUCUUUAGCUGGUGUCUUUACCAAAACAGCUUCAGAAGGGAAAGGUGGACUCGUGCCGUUCUUUACAAUCCGUUUUCAACAGUAUCAUAUGUUUUAGGUUAGAAAUGUGGUAUAAAAAGAACACUUAUUGGAUUAUACAAGACAAGAACCCAGUUAUGUUUGGAAAUGUGACUUGAUGUAGCCUCAAUCAGCAUCUUUGUUUUGAAUCAGAAGAAAGAAAACUGAUCUGCUGUAGAUUUCUCCUUAACCCUGCCACCCUGUCUCCAGUGUCCCCUCAAUUGUAAACACUGGGGGUAAUAUAUCCAUAAAAUGUCAUGAGGACAUAUAGAAGAGUGCUCUGGAGGUCAUUAUUAGUGUUAAUCAUGAUGUCUGGGAUCGUCUGGGGUGUGAACUUGCUUGGACACUUUAAGGGACGCAGGUUGAAGCACAAUGAUUUGACGUCCAAGCUGAAACACUUACACAACAUGUCAAGACAAGCAUGUUGUGUAAUCCAGGAGAUCUCUUCUUUAUACAAUGGACUGCACUCAAGGCUGGAUUACUAAAAAGGCAAGGCUUGAUCCUAGACCCUCUGGGGCCCAAAGGCUCCACAUUCAUCAAGUCACAAUUAGCUUUAAUAGUACAUUAGUUUGGUGAUUCUGUAUGCACCACUGAAGCAAAGUAUAAACUGAAACGGGAGGGACCCUAAUUAAAGGAAUAAUUUACCCACAAAAUGAUCUUUUGUUUAUCAGUGACAUACCUCCUGUUACGUUAAAUUCAUGAAAGAAACUGUUUUUUUCUCGCAUGUCUCCACGGUGAAGAAUCCAUGCUUUCUUGAUGAAGUCACUGGGGUCCGUGUUUAACAACAGCAAAACUAUAUCAAGACGUCUGUUUACAAACUCUCACACAGCCUGUGCAGAAUAACCCAACUUUCAUUUAACCAGUCGUAGGUGCAGUACUUGCUUAACACAUGCAUUUUUUCUGAAAUGUUAACGAUAUAAAACGCGUCACCUAAUGAUUAGCGCAUUCUAAGCAUGCCUGAGUAGGUGCGUGUAUAUGAGCUCUGCUUGAGCAGAGUUCAAACGCUUACACAAACCGAUACACGCAACUCGGCGUGCCUGAGACCAUUUUUACUAACGUGUUUUAAAUCGUAGCAUUUUCGCAAAAAUGCAUGUGUUUUUGGAAGUACUGAGCAUACGACUGGAUAAAUGA